Messenger RNA from Babesia microti strain RI, 2979 nucleotides. RefSeq lists its product as hypothetical. The coding region runs from base 1 to 2979 and encodes 992 amino acids. The record is from RefSeq and is a predicted model, not a curated record. NCBI's taxonomy places the organism in Eukaryota, Apicomplexa, Aconoidasida, Piroplasmida, Babesiidae. The transcript has 3 exons.
AUGGAAACCAUUGCUAUAAAUAUUUCCGAACUAUUUACUGAAAGAGAUCCAAAAUUGUAUAUAAAGGCACUAAAAAAAAUUACUAACACUUUGAAAAAUGCAGGAAAUAUACAAUUUCCCAGUAAUUUGACGCUGUGUCUACUUUCCAAGUUCUCAGAAUCAAUCUCCAAUAUUGAUUAUCCCAACCAUAAAUUGGUUUGUAAAGAUUUUUUAUACUUUUUUACAAUCUACUUAAAAAAUUGCCCGUUGUCAACUUAUAAGGACUACUUCAUUUCCCUAGUGUCCCAAGGCCUUAGACUAUCAGACCAUCUUAAUAAGGUUAAACCAAUCGCAUCAGUUGAUAUUACUUUAUUGGUUGAUUAUUUUGCAUCAAUUUUUACAGUCUUUAAAGGUAAGAUAAAGGUUGAAAAUGCAACAAAUGGUGAAAUUUCUGUGGAAGGAUCUAUUGUCGGCGCUACAAUACACUCUCUACUUCAGUUUAUCGAUGAUGGAGUUAAAAAUCCAAAUUGCUUCAGCAUUUUGAAUAACAUAUCAGAAAGUAUAGAUAGACAAAUUGCUAUAAAUUAUUACCCGGGUAUUUGCUCCCGUUUGGGCAGAUUCAUCAUCAAGUCCACAAAUGAUCUAACAAAAGUUUAUGCUUUGGAAUCUCUUGGUUUUUGGGUCACAAAAGUGAUAGACUCAUCGAGAUACAAAUUAAAAUUGAAGGAUAAGAUUAAUGCUUUACAUAAUUCCACAGAUUACCCAGUGGAAUUUGCCAUCAUCACAAAAAACGACACAAAUUUGGUGGAACUAAUCAUAAACACUAACAGCAUCUUACAGUCAAUUGUCAGGAUAAAAUCUAAUAAUCCCAACGUCAUAAUUGCAUUCAUAAAAUUUUAUGGACAAAUACUGGAAAAGUGCAAUCAUUUUAUUUCAAAGACAUUGCAUAGUAAUAUUGUAACAUAUUUAUUAUCUAAUUGUAAACACUAUAACGAAGCCGCAAAGAUAUUACAAUCGGAUAAUCAUAACAUAGUAGUGAGUAGGGAUGUUGUCGGUCGUUCAAUGGCAAAUGACGACUUUAUUGCUUCAAUCGACUUGUUUCAGGGAUAUCAUCAUUUAACUCAAAGUGAUAUUAUUCGAUUGGACACAUACGUAGUUUUCAAUUGGAUACUAAAAUUGUCGGAACAACAAUUCUUUGGAAUAAAUUACAGUGAUACAAGUUCAAUUGACAAAUUCUUCAAAUAUGGUAGGGAGGUAUCCAGUGUUAUUACUAAUUACUACAAAUGGCAUUUGAAUGAUGCCCAAAAGUAUGAAAUUGUAGAAUCACUUUCUGAAUCAUUAAUUACCCAUGUUAUUGGACAAAAUACGCAAUCAUGCACAUCAAAAUGGCUUGCGAAUCUAAAUAAUUUUCGCACAAGUUCAUUACAAAUUGAACUACAGCCAUCAAUUCUCAUCCCUUCAAUAGCAAAUAUAGGGUUUUUGAUUGAAUCUUUGGAUAAAAUGCCAUCAUUAAACGGCAUUGUUACAAGUUUUAGAGCUUUUUUGCACAUUAUAUCUGCUAAGAACUAUCUAGAUAAUGAAGAUAAGUUACUGCUGUGUAACAUUUAUUGGACAUUGAAUAAGUGUAUCAAACACAAACUACAACUAAUGGACUGCGGCAUACAUUCGUUAUUAUUUGAUACAAUACAUCUAACAUGCUCAAAUACGGAUAUAUCAUCUUAUUUGCUAGAGUUUAUGAAUAGCUUCUACGGAGAUAUAAUUCCCCUGUUAUCCAAGUAUUCAGGCCACCUAACCAAUACGUGUAGGGCAAUUAUCGUAUCCUAUGACAUUGAAAAACAAGAAAACAAUUACAAUCUGUUAAAGGCAAAAAAUGUGAUUGGUUUUAUUGGUAAAUUUGGGUUAGAACAAGGUAAUACUGCAUUAUCUCAACUCGCAUUGGAUAUUUUGAACAUACCCAUAUAUCUCAGACAAUCAAAUGAAAACAGCUUGGUUAAACCACUGAUUAGUGAUAAUAGUAUAAUGGAAUGUGAUGAAGAAUUCGUUAUUACGGUAUUAACUAGUAUACUACUUUCAUUCCAGAAAGAAAUUUCCAGGUCACGGGAUUGCAGAAAGGCAAUUGCAAACGACCUUUUAAGUAGAGACAUUAAGGAUUGCGUGUGCGAUGAUGACGUUGCAGCUAUUCCAGAAGAUAUAUUACAGCCACUUAUUCCCAUAGAUUCUCUGGGGAAGUUUGGUCUAUACAGAAGAGUAGCAACUUCAGUUGUCGCUAGGGCUAGGCAUGCAAUGCUACUAAUAGAAAGUAGAUACAACUUAGCCUGCAAAGCAAGCAUGGUUGUAUUGUUGAGCUUAUACAUACUAUCAACAGAUACUAGUGAAUUGCUACCUAGAAUUUCAGAGAUCUUCCCUAUGGUACUCAAGAAUAUUAAUUCAUCGAUAGUAUUAAGUGCCUAUGCCAUUGUGAUACUAAAAUAUUGCAAUUUGGUAGCAUCAGAGUUUGUAAAACACAAGCAAAAUGACAUUGUAAAUCAAAUUUACCAGAGAUUAGUACGUUCGGAAUUGGCAGGUGAAGCUGAUGAAAGACACUUGUCCAGCAGGUUCAUUUUCCAAUCUUUUGCUUUGGAAUAUCUUGUCAUAAUUACUGAGACUAAACAAUUUUGCUUGCAAACAAUUUUUCAAAUUGCCCUACUAUUCAGUCAAAAUGAUGCUGCCCCUAAACUUAAGGAAUUAAAUAGAAAGCUUUGGGUAAAUCUGAAGGAUAUAUCUCCAAAUCACGUUUUAUUGUUAAUGAGGUGUAUAAUAGAUGAGAAUUUAGCUAGUAGGGAUAUCUUGUUGGGGGAAAUACUGGGAAAUUAUCAUCAUAUAAAAAUAGACAACCUGCACACCGAGAUGUUAGUGGAGAUAGAAUCCAUUGAACCCAAAAUUGCACUUAAAAUUUUCAGUAGUUUUCCAUUGAAACAAAUACCCCUUGAAAAUUUGACAAAUGGUGGUUUUGUAUACUAA